UUAGGCAGUCACGUUAUGAUUUAUCGCGAACUGAAGAGCAUCGCAGAACGUUGGAAGCUAGUCAUGUCCAGGACAUUGUCCGAUAAGUGAGCCACAUUUUGGAGCAAAGCGUUAGCCGAGAAGCCGGGACUGGAUCAGCAGUCUGAUGAGGAGCGUCGCUCCCUCCUCCUCCUCCUCCUCCUCUCCUCCUCUCCGCUUUUAGUUGUGCGCCAGUCCCAGCGGCGAACCGCUCGCUCCCACCCCCGUCGACUCCAUCCUGCAGUUCGCUGAAGUGGCUUGAAAGGGGGUUUAAGGAGGGUCAUCGAUGAUCCAGUAACUAAUCGCGCGGAGCGUAAAGGUCCGGAAAGACGAAGUGAAGGUUCACGCCCCCCCUCCAGCUGCCGUCACGGGCUGCAGGAGGACCACGAGGCCGACAGUCCUGAACCGCGAGGGUGGCAUUAACCCUAGUGCAUAAUGGGAAACUCCAGCAGCAAAGAUGGCCAUUCAUCUGCAGGCGCCCAUUUGGACUCCCCUCACACCGCUCCUACAUCACCACUCACUCCCACUGGCCUUGGGAUGCACCCACCUCCGAGCUCCACUCCAGCACAGCAGGGUGAGGCAGCACCGAAGGCCACCAAGGUGACACGUCAGGGGGGUCCCACCCAUGCUCGUGGUGCCUCUCAAAGCACCAUCCACGAGUGGGCGGUCAUCAGCCCAGCAGGCACUGAAUCUGACAGCGGCGGUCUGGUGGACUGUGGAGAGGCCCAUCUAGCCCCCCCAGUGACGGCUCUCACCCAAUCAGCACUCUUGCCUGUCCUUGCCUGUACAUCUGAGGACAGUGGUCUGGACCAAUCCGCAGGAGAGAUAGGCAGGGUGGGGGAGGGGUGUGGCAACAAGGCCACGCCCACCUCAGAGACUCUGCUUGAGCAGUACCAGAUGACUCUUGGGUUGAGUCAUGGGCAGGAUGGACCUCUGAGCACAGCAGAUCUAGUCAGAUGUGUGCUGGUGGAGCGAGACAAGCUUGCAGAUGAGGUGCGGUAUCUCAAAGAGGUGAUGAAGACGGAACGCGGGGAGUGGCAGCAGUUCCAGGCCGACCUGCAGGUGGCAGUAGCGGUCGCCGAUCGGCUGCGCGUGGAGGCGGAAGAGGAGCUCGGCACUCUGCGGGGGGCCCACCGGGAUGCGGAGCAGCAGCUGAGCUUGGCACGGCGGAGGCAGGAGGAGACUGACGCGGAGCUGGAGAGCCUGAGGACUCGGUACCAGGAGGCCUGCCACAGGCUCUCCUCUCUGGCCAGGGAGACCCCGGAGGCAGGGGUCCAGGGGGAGAGUGCGGUGCCAGGGAGGUGGCGCGGAGGGGAGUGCGCCACAGAGACGGACGGUCCCAGGAGCGAGGACCAGGGGGCGGACGGAGGACGUGUCCUGUCGAAAGUGACCAAGCGGGAAGAGGUGGCUGCUGGGGGGAAGGGAGUGGCAGAGGAGUACCUGCGGAGCGUGGCGGCGGAGAGCAGAAGGAAAGAGGAGAACCGCGCAGGGAGGGAGCCACGCAGGAUGGGAAUGGCGACAGAGAGGUCCAGGAGUCUGUCCAGACUUCCCCUGUCAUCCGACUCCCCCGUUGCCAUCAAUGGUAACUCCCAACCCGUUGCCACGACGAUGAGGCCUCUUAGCAAGAACCAGCACACGGGCCAAGGAAAGAGGGUGGAGCAGGUUCUGGAGCAACAGGCUAGCUGGACUGGUGCAGGCACAGGUAAACAGGAAGUGACUGGCAACCAUCAAAACGCCAACCCCGGUGACCCCCCCCUGACAGCAGGUACUAAAGUCAGGCAGCAGGAUGGACUCAGCAUGCUGUUACGUCGACAUGGAGGCUCGAAGAGGAACUCCCUCCUCCGUUGGUGUCAAAGCCGCACACUGGGGUAUAAGAACAUCGACAUCACCAACUUCAGCAGCAGCUGGGCGGAUGGAAUGGCGCUGUGCGCCGUGUUCCACACCUACCUGCCAUCUCACAUCCCGUACCACAGCCUUAAUCCGGAGAGCAAGAGGGAGAAUCUGGACCUGGCUUUUCGGACAGGGGAGAGUGUGGGAAUCCCAGCUUCUUUGACAGUGGAGGAGAUGCUGAAGGUGGGAGGCCCAGACUGGCAGGGGGUUCUGGGAUAUGUGGAGAGCAUUUACCGCCACUUUGAGAUGUGAUGCUGGUCCUCCUGUUCAAGGAUAUUCAACGUGGCAAAGUGUCCUUAUUUAUUGUCGUUUGAGGAGGAAUUGUUUCAGGCUCGAUAGAACAACCUGAGGCUGCACUGCCCUUGAACCGCUUUGGCGGAACCGUACCGGACCCAAAAGCUCGGCCUGGCUGUGAGUGUCUACCAGUCGCUAGUGGUUUGGAAUUUUGAGCCUAAUAUUUUCGUGCAGUAUUUCUGGAAGACGGAAAACCACACUUGCAGGAAAAAGCUGCCCUCUGUAGAAACACGAAAAGGAUGCUGCGAUAUUCAAAUUCGGUGUCAUUAAGCACGUCGCAGUUUGCAUCAUCCAUGCCUCGACGCUCACAGUUUUACAUAACUCUCCUCAUUUGUAUAAUGCCUUGGUGGGGGGCUGGAGUUUUGUCCUGGUACAACUGAGAGAUUCCUACCUCAAACAUCAGCCUUUCAGACAUAUUCACCACGCUGUUGCCUUUCCCUCUGAUAGUCAAAUUAAUGCCAUAGUAAAAACCCUUACUCGUGUUGUACUCAUUGGUUUAUAUUUGCAAAUUGUGUAUAGUAGGGGUUUAUCAAAAAUAAGGAAAUAUCGCAUUUCCCCUUCAAAUUCAGAGAGCGUUCUCUUGUAAUAUUUUAUUUGAUGGUUCAAGGGUAAGAAAGCAUGCAGAAUGAGUCUACAAUAAUCAUGGUUUUUGGGGGGUAAUUCUGUGGCUUGUGACCAUUUCUGGGAGUACGCGGCUCUUCUGAAAGCGCGUGUCUUUAGCGGUUAGCGCCAUUUGUCACAGCAGAACUUCGUCCUGAUUAACUGCCAGUGGUUGCCAUCUCCCUGUUGGAGUUACUCCAUUUGCCGUCUGUAGCAAACCUAAUGUAAUCAUGGGGCACCCUGUAAAUAAACAUGCACUUUCGCACGCACUUUGUACAGGCGAAUUUUAAAGUGGACGCCAAACUGUAGGUGACACGGGUGGCCACGUGCUGCUAUCACCCAAGCAAGCUUUUUAAUGGCUCUGCAGAAUGACCGGAGGUGAAGUCACUUCACAGAUCUCAAAUCAGUGUUCUGUCAGUGGAGGUCUUCAUGUAGGCCUGAAAGUAUUUUAUACUAAAAUUGUGCCUAAAUGCUAUUUUUUUGUGUGGAGUCUGCAGCCAAAGACUUACUGUAAAAUAAUAAAAGUUGUCAGCUGA
Molecule: messenger RNA, 3338 nt
Organism: Brienomyrus brachyistius
Lineage: Eukaryota; Metazoa; Chordata; Actinopteri; Osteoglossiformes; Mormyridae
Product: cytospin-A
Exons: 13
Coding region: 454-2160 (568 amino acids)
Molecular function (GO): protein binding
Source: RefSeq, a predicted model, not a curated record